CCCAAUUCUCUCUUCUCACUCUCACCCACGUGACCAUUCCCUCCUACAACUCUUCCCCCCAAACAUACACACACACACACACAGUCUUUCUCACAUCCAAUUUAAACCCCCUCAAUUUUAACACUUCACCCAGAUCUGCUUCUCUUCUGGCUCAAGGAAAAUGGGUGUGAUUUCAAGGAAGUUAUUUCCAGCAUGUGUAAAUAUGUGUGUUUGCUGUCCGGCUUUAAGAUCGCGUUCAAGACAACCUGUUAAAAGAUACAAGAAAUUACUUGCAGAAAUCUUUCCCAAAUCACCUGGUUUUUCGCCAAACGAGCGGAAAAUUGUGAAAUUAUGUGAAUAUGCAGCUAAAAACCCUUUUCGUAUCCCUAAGAUUGCACAAUAUCUUGAAGAAAGAUGUUACAAGGAGUUGCGGUUGGAUCAUGUACAACUGGUUAAUGUUAUUACAGAUGUGUAUAGUAAGUUGAUAUGCGUGUGCAAGGAUCAAAUGGCAUAUUUUGCUGCAAACCUGCUGAAUGUUUCUAUUGAGCUUUUGGAUGAUUCUAAACGAGAUACAGUCCAGAUAAUUGGAUGUCAGACACUGACUAAAUUUAUCUAUAAUCAGGUGGAUGGAACUUACACGUACAAUAUUGAAAAUUUAGUUCAAAAGGUUUGUAUGCUAGCCCGUAAGCCGGAGGAAGAAGAUGAAAAAACACGAUUAAGGGCAGCAAGCUUGCAAUGCCUCUCAGCCAUGAUUUGGUUUAUGACAGAAUUCUCACAUAUGUUUGCUGAGUUUGAUGAGAUUGUACAUGUUAUUUUGGGCAACUUUGAGCCAAAUAGAAACACUGAACAAGAUGAUGAUAGGGGGGAAGUACAUCAUAAUUGGGUGAACGAAGUGGUUAGAUGUGAAGCGAGAGGGGCUAUCACUGAAACUGAUUCAAGCUAUAUGAUUGUCAAGCCACGGGCAGAAAAGAAGGAUCUUUCUCUUUUGACUAGAGAAGAGGCCGAGACACCUAAAGUAUGGGCUCAAAUUUGCAUUCAAAGAAUGGUAGAACUUGCUAAGGAAAGUACAACAAUGCGUAGAAUAUUGGACCCAAUGCUUAUUUAUUUUGAUACUAACCGACAGUGGGUUCUUCCUCACGGGUUGGGCUUAACCGUUCUUUCUGAUAUGGCCUACUUUGUAGAGAGCCCAGAAAAUAAGCAGUUGAUAUUGGCUUCAGUUGUUCACCAUUUGGAUCACAAAAAUGUUUCACAUGAUCCCGAGCUGAAGUCAUAUGUCAUACAGACUACUACUGCUUUGGCUCGGCAAGUUAGGUCUGAAGUUGCACUCAAAGAUAUUGGAUAUGUCAGUGAUCUUUGCAGGCAUUUAAGGAAAAGCCUUCAAGCAACUGCUGAAUCAGUCAGUGAACAUGAAUUGAGCUUGAAUUCCUUACUCCAAUCUUCAAUAGAAGAUUGCUUACUCGAAAUUGCUAGAGGGAUAGCCGAUGCUCGUCCUCUAUUUGAUGUAAUGUCAACAACACUCGAGAAUCUUUCUCCUAGUAGUGUCGUGGCAAGGGCUUCUACUGGAUCGAUGAUUAUUCUUGCCCACAUGAUUGUUAUAGCAUCUGUUUCCUCAAACACACAACAGGUGUUUCCCGAAGGUCUUCUUCUUCAACUUCUAAAAUUAAUGUUGCAUCCAGAUGUUGAAAUACGUUUGAGCGGGCAUCAAAUCUUUUCUGUUCUUUUAAUUCCAAGCUCUAACCAUUUGAGACGUGAUGCUUCUAAUCAUACAAGGAGAUGGAGUGCUGACAGUGCAUCUGUAUUUGCCUCGGUUACAUCCUUACUUGAUAAGCUUAGAAAAGAGAAAGAUGGAACAGGAGUUGGCAAAAGUGAAGUUUGUAUUCAAGAUGGUUCUGUAGAAAAUGAAAACACAGAUGCCGAAAGGAAACAUGCAUGGGGACCCAAAAAAUCCCCUAAUUUUCAGAAAAUAAGUUCCAUUACUGCUGGAGAAUUAGCAUCAUCUAACGCAGAACCAUCUGUUAUGAAGUUUAGUGAGGAUCAGGUUACUCAAUUGUUGUCUGCUUUUUGGAUACAAGCCAAUCUUCCUGAUAAUAAUCUUGCAAAUAUUGAAGCUCUAGCUUAUUCGUUCUGCUUAACAGUCAUUUCUUUGCGGCUUAAGAAUCCCAAUCACAAUCUUGUGGUUCGCAUAUUCCAACUUCCGUUAUCAUUGUUGAAAGUAGCAUUGGAUCAUAACAACGGAAUGUUAUGCCCGGCACACCAAAGAUCACUUUUUACAUUAUCAACUGCAAUGCUGAUGUUUGCAGCAAAGAUGUAUCAAAUUCCUGAUAUUGUUGAUUUACUCAAACCAAUGCUUAAAUCUGAAGCUGACAACUACUUGGGUAUCAGUGAUGACUUUCAAGUUUAUACAAAGGCACAGGCUGAUGUAAAAGCAUAUUGUUCUGACCAUGAUAAUCAAGCGGCUAAUGUUUUGCUUGCUAAGUUGCAAAGCAAAAUGUCCAAGUCUUACGAGAGAAUUGUUGAUAUUUUAGUCCAAAAGUUAUCUGGCAUUACAGAGAUGGAGGAAGAAGAACUACGUAUUCAGUUAUUCGAUACUUUCAUUCCCGACGAUGCAAUGUUCGGUCCAGAAUCGAUGCUUCAUUUGGAUCACAGUCACAGAGUUGCUCAUUCAAAAGAAUCUCUUUCUUUUGAGACGGAUUUUCCUACAUCAUUAGUUGAAGAUGAUGCAAGCAGUGAAUCAUCUGUUUCAGAUCUGUCCCGCUUUAUAACUAAAUCUCCUACACCUAGCUCCAUGUCUCAUGCUAUUAGUAUUCGACAACUUCUUGAAUCUGCACUAGAAGCGGCUGGUCAAGUUGCUGGAGCAUCUGUCUCUACUUCGCCUCUUCCAUUCAGUGCCAUGACUGGUCAAUGUGAAGCUCUCGGCACAGAUUCAAGGAAAAAGCUCUCUACUUGGCUUUCUCAUGCAAAUGGUGCACAAACAGCCGAAAAGGAUGAUGUCCCCAAUGGUGAAAAUGCAAUUGUCAUGAAGAUUUUGGGUGAAGACGAGCCAACUCGUGCAGGAACGAAUGGUCUGAGAUUACCUCCUGCCAGUCCGUUUGAUAACUUCCUAAAAGCAGCUAGAUAUGCUUAGGGAAGAUGAAUUUCUAAUUACUUGGAUGUAGUGAUUGAUGUAAGAAAUUUAGUCAGGAAUUCAAGAAUGUACUUAGUUCGACCCAUCUAGGACUUAUUGUAUCUUAGUUAUUGUUGCUAUUUAGGUUGCAAGACAUUUGUAACUUGGACUAAUCUCUGACUUCAAAUAUGUGAGCCCUUUAGCCUUAAUUAAAUUGUUAGAUUUGGGCACUUGAGAACCCGUCAGAGAUUACAAAUUUCAUCUGAA
This is a messenger RNA of Erigeron canadensis, 3349 nucleotides long. RefSeq names its product protein SEMI-ROLLED LEAF 2. Lineage: Eukaryota; Viridiplantae; Streptophyta; Magnoliopsida; Asterales; Asteraceae. The coding region runs from base 161 to 3103 and encodes 980 amino acids. The transcript is spliced from 20 exons. The record is from RefSeq and is a predicted model, not a curated record.